This is a messenger RNA of Eupeodes corollae, 657 nucleotides long. Its product is annotated as ATP-dependent DNA helicase pif1-like. The coding region runs from base 1 to 657 and encodes 218 amino acids. Gene Ontology annotation, biological process: telomere maintenance; DNA repair. The record is from RefSeq and is a predicted model, not a curated record. NCBI's taxonomy places the organism in Eukaryota, Metazoa, Arthropoda, Insecta, Diptera, Syrphidae. The transcript has 2 exons. Gene Ontology annotation, molecular function: DNA helicase activity.
AUGAAGGCAAUCGCUGAUGAAAAUGGUGGUUUAUAUUUGCUAGAUGCCCCUGGUGGAACUGGCAAGACAUUCCUUAUGUCAUUAGUUUUAGCAACUGUUCGGGCGAGAUCCAACAUAGCGGUUACAGUUGCUUCUUCUGGAAUAGCAGCCACAUUGUUAGAAGGUUGCCGUACGGCUCAUUCAGCAUUCAAAUUACCGUUAAAUCUUCAAAUUAUUGAAGAACCAACGUGUAAUAUUGCAAAACACUCAGCAAUGGCCAAAGUUUUAGCGGCAUCGAAAAUCAUCAUCUGGGACGAAUGCACAAUGGCGCAUAAACGUGCAUUAGAAGCACUUAACCGAACAUUAAAAGAUUUACGCAAUGACUCGAGAUGUUUUGGAGGAGCAAUGAUUUUACUGUCUGGCGAUUUCCGCCAAAUACUGGCAGUAAUUCCAAGAUCUACGGCUGCCGAUGAAAUAAACGCUUGCUUCAAAUCGUCAAAUCUAUGGCGCUAUGUGAAGAAACUGCAGCUGACAACAAACAUGAGAGUUACAUUGCUUAAUGAUACAUCUGCUGAAGAUUUCUCGGAGCAAUUGCUGAUUGUCGAUCCGAAAAAAGUAAUUGAUAGAAAAAUGCCAAUGGUAGACUCUGCAAGCAUUGAACUACUCAAUGUUGAGUGA